Messenger RNA from Peromyscus leucopus (white-footed mouse), 4704 nucleotides. It is a transcript of the gene Tmem266, whose product is annotated as transmembrane protein 266. The record is from RefSeq and is a predicted model, not a curated record. NCBI's taxonomy places the organism in Eukaryota, Metazoa, Chordata, Mammalia, Rodentia, Cricetidae. Gene Ontology annotation, biological process: transmembrane transport; monoatomic ion transport. Bases 2481 to 4097 code for a protein of 538 amino acids. Gene Ontology annotation, molecular function: voltage-gated channel activity; monoatomic ion channel activity. Gene Ontology annotation, cellular component: plasma membrane. The transcript has 12 exons.
GGGUGGAGUCAAAUCCCCAGGCAAUAGGGGUGUUCUAGGCAAGGACAGAGGACAGUUUGGCCCCAGAGCGGCGGCAGGCAGGGGACAGCCUGCGGUGGUGGUGGGAGUGUGCGCAGGUUCGCUGGUGAUGGCCUUGAUUUCCCCAGGGGAAGAAAAGGUCACCAGCUGAAAGUGUGAACAGAGGCUUCCUGGGUCUGAAGAGAGGCGGGAGGGUGUCAAGUCGUCGUCCUGAACAGAGGGAGGAUGAGGGGGUUGGGCACAGAGGCUGGGUUGCCGAGCUCUCCCCAAAGCCAGACUCUGUGUUCACAUAGGCAGUUGCUUGUUGUGGCAGCGUCCCUUGUGUUUUCUCAUCCCGCUGUCUGCCGGGCCAGCUGUCUUCCUCCAGGCUGCAGCUUGGGGCUCCCUGUUCGUGAUGAUCCUCUCCCGUCUUACUGGGUCCAGUCCUCUCCUAUCCAACCAUUCUUUGCUUAUGCGUCCACUACUCUAAGGUGGAGGUCAACAAACAUUUCCUGAAAAGUGACAGAUAGUAAAUUUAGUUUCAGAUUCACGGGCCAUAUAGACUCUCUCACACCGAUAAACCCUUGCAAUACAGAAGCAACCAGACGACAUGUCAAAGAUUGGGCAUCACUGGGUUCUAAUAGAAUCCUAUUUGCAAAAACAGACAGUGGGCUGAAUUUAACCUGUGGACCAUCGUUUGUCCUGCUCAAAGUGAUAAUAGGGAUGAGGUCUCAGUUAUCUCUGGAGCCUCCACAGCUGACAUGAAUCUGGGUACUGGGUAGGGACUGAGAAACCAUUUGAGCAGACGAGAAAUGAGUUGAUACGUUCAAAUAAGGGCUUAGGGCUGUCAAGGUGUGCACGCCACAAUGUUCCGGCGCAAUUGUCAAUGGUCAGCCUUUCUGUACUGUGUAUAUGGAAACAUGGGAACAUGAGCCCUGGAUGCCCAGGAAAAAAAAAAAGUCAGAGGUAGUUUUGUGGUGUGUCCUAUCAAUGUCAAGCUGCUGUCCUGUCUAGGCAACCUUUCUCCUAGGUUCCUGAGUACACAAGCUCCCCUCCCCAGUACAUGAGACUAUCCACUUCCCAAAUAAGUGUUGUGUUCAUUCUGACUUACUGUUCCUGUUUCCCCUCUGGCCCCCAGCUCCUUGCAAAGAACAAGUAGCUUUCAGGUACCAAUCAUAUGCAAGGCAUGAUGGGAGAAUCAUAGACCCAUCCCUUAAGGAGCUUGAACAUCCCAUGGAUUCUGUCCUUUGCCCAUUGUGAUGGCUAUCCUUGGUUGUCAACUUGACCAUCCCUGGAAUUAACUAAACCCCAAGCAGCUGGGUAUACCCAUGAGGAAUUUUUCUUGACUGGAUCAUUUGAGGUGGGAAGAUCCACCUUAAAUCCAGACCAUCUGAGGUAGCAGCCUAUAUAAAGGAAUUGGGAGAAGGAAGCUUUUGCUUUUGGCCUGCUUGCUUUCACUCUGGCUGACAAAUCAUUCCUUCCCUGGCAUUAGAGUUUACUUCUUCAGGAUUCCAACAUACACUGAAGACCAACUGAGACAUCCAGCCUCGUGGACUGAACAACUAUUGCAUUCUUGAACUUUCCCUUGGGAGACAGCCAUUGUUUGCCUAGCUGAACCACAGCUUCCUGCCUUCUGGUGGGUUCUCUUGGGUCUGAGUGCAAGUGUGGAUAUUUUCUUCUCAAUACAUCACAGGCACUACCAGAGCCCAGCGGAAGCCCACUCUAAGUUCUCUGAGGUCAGUGGUAUCCAAUGGAAAUAUAACUUAAACACAUAUGCAGUUCUAAGUUUACUAGUAGCACAUUCACAACAUAAAAAGAAACAUGAAAUUCACGCCAGGCUAGUGAAAUGGCUCAGUGGACCCAUGUAGUAGAGGGAAAACGGCAACUCCAUAGUGUCUUCUGACCUCCACAUGCACGCCCUGGCACAAAUGCACCCCCCAUAGGCUUAUAUACACAAACCCUGGCACAAAUGCGCCCCCCACACGGGCAUAUAUGCACAAACCCUGGCACAAAUGCACCACCACAUGGGCUUAUAUACACACACGCAUAAUAGAUGAAUGGAUAUAAAAAGAAUUUAAUCCUAAUUAGUUUACUUCCUAGAAUACUAUGAUAUCCACAUGAAGUCAAUACAAAAGUUAUCAAGGAGAAACCUUGCAUCCUUUUGUUCAUGCUGGGUCCUCAGUGGCCAGCAUGUGUUUCUCACAUUCAGCACAUUCCAGCUGGACAGGCUGAAACCCAGUGCUCAGUGACUGGGUCUGGUUUGUGGCUCCCACAGGGCCCAGGCAAACGGCCAGCACAUGCAGCACUGAGCACCUCUGGCCAGGCACUUCAUGGUCCCUCUCCAUCUUCGAAGCACUGUAUGAAGUGGAGUUGUCCUCAUUGUUCAGGGCACUCUGUUUUCAUGAAUCUUAUAAACGCCCCACUUGGAAAUGCUAAGAUCAGGCUUAAGGACAGCUGAGCCCCACUAGACAUCAAGACAACCCAUGGCUUUGGUUGCAUCUUUCAACAUGACCAAUCCACAGCCUGCCAUUGAAGGAGGGAUUUCUGAAGUUGAGAUUAUCUCCCAACAAGUAGACGAAGAAACCAAGAGCAUUGCUCCCGUGCAGCUGGUGAACUUUGCCUAUCGGGACCUGCCCCUGGCUGCUGUGGACCUCUCCACGGGGGGCUCACAGCUCCUGUCGAAUUUGGACGAAGAGUACCAAAGAGAAGGGUCUAACUGGCUGAAGCCGUGCUGUGGGAAGAGAGCAGCCCUGUGGCAGGUAUUUUUGCUCAGUGCGGGUCUCAACAGUUUCCUGGUAGCCUGUGUAAUAUUGGUGGUGAUUCUCCUGACUCUGGAACUUCUAAUAGAUAUAAAGCUUCUCCAGUUUUCCAGUGCAUUCCAGUUUGCUGGUGUCAUUCACUGGAUCAGUCUGGUCAUCCUCUCUGUGUUCUUCUCAGAGACUGUUCUACGGAUCGUGGUGCUGGGGAUCUGGGAUUACAUCGAAAACAAAAUAGAGGUGUUUGAUGGGGCUGUGAUCAUCUUGUCCUUGGCCCCGAUGGUGGCAUCCACUGUGGCUAAUGGACCCAGAAGCCCCUGGGAUGCCAUCAGCCUCAUCAUCAUGUUCCGAAUCUGGCGAGUGAAGAGGGUCAUUGAUGCCUACGUCCUGCCAGUCAAAUUGGAGGUGGAGAUGGUUACCCAGCAGUACGAGAAGGCCAAGGCCAUCCAAGAGGAGCAGCUGGAGAGACUGACGCAAAUCUGUCAGGAGCAAGGGUUUGAGAUCCGGCAGCUGCGCGCGCACCUGGCCCAGCAGGACCUGGAUCUGGCUGCCGAGCGGGAGGCGGCGCUGCAGCAAGGCCCUCACGUGCUCAGCCAGCCACGCAGCCGCUACAAGGUAGUGGAGGCCGGCACGUGGGCCGAGGAGACUGCCGCCGAGAGCAUCGUGGAGGAGAUGAGGCCCGCUCAAGAAGCCACAGUGAAGGACGACAUGAACAGCUACAUUAGCCAGUACUACAACGGACCUAGCAGUGACAGUGGGGUCCCAGAGCCAGCAGUAUGUGUGGUCACUACAGCUGCGAUAGACAUCCACCAGCCCAACAUCUCCUCAGAUCUCUUCUCAGUCGACCUGCCUCUGAAGCUCAGUGGUAACAGCGCCUGCACCAGUGCCACCUCGGAGGCCACCUCCCACUCCACCUGUGGCUCAGUCACCAGGGCCCAGAGCGCCAGCAGCCACACGCUGGCUUCCUCCACAGACUGUAGCACCCCCCGAGAAGAGCUGUCCUCUGAGCCUGGACCUUCUCCCCUCCCCCUGCUGCCUCCCCCUCAGCAGCAGGUGGCAGAGGCCACAGUCCAGGACCUGAUGUCCUCUCUGUCAAAGGACCCCUGCCCAUCCCAUAAGGCCUUGGAGCCAGCACCCCUGGCCCAGCCUACCCCUGCGGGCUCAGCCCAGACCAGUCCUGAGCUGGAGCACAGGGUAAGUCUGUUCAACCAGAAGAACCAGGAGGCCCUCCCUGUUCUUCAGAUCAAGCCUGUCAUCCACUUGCAGCCCACAGCAGGGCUGGAGGAGAAGUUCAGAUCUUUGGAAUCCAAAGAGCCAAAGUUGCAUAGGGUUCCUGAGGCCUAGAGAGCCUGCAGGAUUGUGGAGUGCAAAGAGGGGAGACAGCCAUCUUGAAACUCUUUCAAGACCCCAGAGGCCACCCAGGGCCACAAAUGGGGCUCAGGAUCCCGCCUGGCCUCCCUCAGGGUGCUGUCUGCCUCCGGGGAGGUGAUGCCAGGCAGAGGCCACAUGCCUCAGACCUCAGAGUCCAGAGCUGGGGCCUCCUCUCGGCCUACUCAGGAGAGGGUGGUGCUCAUGGCUGGGGUUUGGGGUUUUUGUUUUUGUUUUGUGUUUCUGUUUUUUUUAACCAUUUUUACAAAACCAGCCUAUGGCCCAGCUUCAGCAGGGUAGAGCGUGGGGACCAGCUCAGCCUAUCCCGUGGCCUUCGUUCCUGAUGCCCACCCCGGAAUCUCGGGGACAGCACUGUGAGCAGGGGCUGCCCAGCCUCACCCCAGGAAUGCUGGGGGAGCCGACACAAUCACAGAGACCACAUCUGACAUUCUCUCAUUUCAACGUGGACGUUUCCAAGUCUUCGCAGGCCAUGAGGGGACGGAUCUGGAGGUGGGAGGGGGUGGGAGGGCAGGGGCAGCCAUUUUACAACCCUGGCUUUAAUAAUAAAAACCAGCUGCACUGA